UAAACAUAAUAAAAGGAUAUUUUGUUAAGUAAAGCAAGGAUGCGUGUGUUUGUUGUGUUCGUGACUUUGAGUUUGGCUAUUGCUGCCGUCUCAGCCGGUUUCUUGGGUGGCGGUGGCGGCGGCUUUGGAGGAGGCGGUUUCGGUGGCGGUGGUCAUGGUGGUGGUGGGUAUGGAGGCGGGGGACGCGGCGGCUUCGGUGGUGGUGGCGGGGGACAUGGAGGUGGUGGAUAUGGUGGUGGUGGCCGCGGCGGUUUCGGUGGCGGCGGCCAUGGCGGUUUUGGAGGUGGAGGUCGCGGUGGCUUUGGGGGUGGCGGCCAUGGCGGUUAUGGUGGUGGUGGUGGCGGUCGUGGAGGUUUUGGGGGUGGUGGCGGCCAUGGCGGUUUCGGCGGUGGUGGUUUUGGUGGUGGUAAACGAGGCGGCGGUGGUGGUUUCGGCGGACACGGUGGAGGUGGCUAUGGCGGUGGUGGUUUCGGUGGUGGCCAUGGCGGCGGCGGUUUCGGUGGCGGCGGCCAUGGUGGAUUUGGUGGUUCUGGAGGCUACGGCGGCGGUGGAUUUGGCGGUAAACAAGGCGGAAGCGGUUAUGGCUGGUAAAUCUAUUCUUCACUACUUCCUUAAUUCAAAUCCAUUUUUAUAUUUUAACUCAUUCGGAAAUUUAAAAUUAUUGUUUUAUGCGG
This is a messenger RNA of Glossina fuscipes, 674 nucleotides long. RefSeq names its product acanthoscurrin-2. The record is from RefSeq and is a predicted model, not a curated record. The transcript has a single exon. Lineage: Eukaryota; Metazoa; Arthropoda; Insecta; Diptera; Glossinidae. Bases 40 to 591 code for a protein of 183 amino acids.